CCAGCAGCCAGUAGUGCUGUGUUGCAAUCUUCCCACACAAAAGAUAGUCGUAGAUAGCCAAACCACGAGCAGAGCGACAAGAUGAAGAUUGGCAUCGACAACGAGUGGUAUGACCUCACCAAGUGGGCGCGCUACCACCCCGGCGGUGAGCGCAUCUUGGAGCGGUUUGAUGGCCACAAUGCCACCGAACACUUUUACAGCCUCCACUCCAAGAAGGCCGUGGAGCAGCUCAAGCGCAUGCGCCCCGUGGACGCCAAGGAGAGCGUCCCCGAGGAGAGCAAGAUCGACCAGGCGUUCCGGGAGUUGCGGCAGCAGCUGAAGCGCGAUGGCUGGUGGGAGCGCCAGUACUUCUGGGAGUUUUCCCUGAUUGGUGCCAUCUUUGCCAUGGUGAUUGCGGGCACCAUGCUGUCGUACACACACCCGAUUGUGGCCAUCCUGCUGCUCAGCGUCGCCAUGCAGCAAGCGGGCUGGCUCGGUCAUGACUUUGUGCACGGCCGCGACGUACCUCUCCACACCGCACUCACCAGGGUGGUCACGGGUUGGAUCAACGGCUUCCACCGCUCCUGGUGGUCUGAGAAGCACAACACACAUCACGUGCUCACCAACCACGCCCAGCACGAUCCUGACAUUGACAUGCAGCCGGUGCUCUUCCUGUGGGCGCCGAUCAAGGCCGUGGACCACCACCUCCGCAAGUACCAGCACUACUACUUCCCGCUGCUCUACUGCCUCAUUUACGUGUCCUGGCGCUGGCAGUCCCUCCUGUGGUCCCUCAACCGCCGUGACUGGAACACCUUCCUCUUCUCCCAGCUCCCAGGCUACGUCUGGCUGGCCAUGAUGCCGUGGUACGUCUCUCUUGGCUCCGUCCUCUUUGGCGGCUUCCUCGUUGCCCUUGUUGUGACGCUGUCGCACGAGACUGAGGAGAUUGUCACGGGCCGCAUCACUUCCUUUGCCGAGAACCAGUUUGUGUGCACGAAGAACAUCGAGUGCCCGGAUUGGAUCACCGAGUAUCUGUUUGGCGGCAUGCAGUACCAGCUGGAGCACCAUCUCUUCCCCACGCUCCCCCGCUACAAGUACCGCCUGCUUGUGCCGAUUGUGAAGCAGUGGGCGCGCAACAACGGCCUCGAGUACAAGGCAGCGCCGCUCACAGACAUGCUGGUUGAGCACUACCAGUUCCUGAAGAAGAACGGUCAGCUCGCCGCCCGUAAGGACAAGGUGGACAAGUACGCCUUCCAGCCCUAGGCAACCAAACCAUUGUUGGGGCCGUUUCCUUGGCUUGCCUGUUGUCCCCCGUCUCUCUUCUCCUCUCGCCAGCCAUUUUUCCCCUUUCUUCUUCGCUUGUGCUCUCGCGUAGCCUGCUUGGGCUGUCUGCCUCGCUCCCUGUAACGACUAUCACAACAUCACACGUCA
This is a messenger RNA of Salpingoeca rosetta, 1407 nucleotides long. RefSeq lists its product as uncharacterized. The transcript has 7 exons. The coding region runs from base 82 to 1239 and encodes 385 amino acids. Gene Ontology annotation, biological process: lipid metabolic process. Gene Ontology annotation, molecular function: oxidoreductase activity, acting on paired donors, with oxidation of a pair of donors resulting in the reduction of molecular oxygen to two molecules of water. Gene Ontology annotation, cellular component: membrane. NCBI's taxonomy places the organism in Eukaryota, Choanoflagellata, Craspedida, Salpingoecidae. The record is from RefSeq and is a predicted model, not a curated record.